Molecule: messenger RNA, 2703 nt
Organism: Monoraphidium neglectum
Lineage: Eukaryota; Viridiplantae; Chlorophyta; Chlorophyceae; Sphaeropleales; Selenastraceae
Exons: 8
Coding region: 1-2703 (900 amino acids)
Source: RefSeq, a predicted model, not a curated record
AUGGAGGAGGACUCUGAUGGCUUGGUGGCGCCACAGGCGGCUCCACAGGGGCCAGGGGCAGAGAGGUCGAGCCUGGCGCCAUCGUCCUUCACCUGCAGCAUCUGUAUGGAGCUGCUCGUGGAUCCUGUAGUCGGCAGCUGCGGGCACGACUUCUGCAAGCGCUGCAUUGAUCAGUGGCGAGGCUCGUGUCUGCGCAACGGGCGGUGCGUGCAGUGCCCAGUCUGCCGCACCCAGCUGCUGUCAUCGCCGUGCCAGACCUUUGGCGUUUGCAUACGUCUGAGGGAGACCAUUGAGAAGCUGUUCCCAGAUCAGCUGGCAGCUCGCCGAGCGGAGGCUGAGCGGCAGGCCAUCGCCGGCGGCGGCAGCUCUGCGGCAGCAUACAGCAGCGCCGAGCAGCCACCCGCGGCGUCCUUCGCUCAGUUUGCACAGGCGAUCCGGCAGCAGCAGGCCCUGCUUGGCCACGAGUACGAGCAGCAGCGGGCCAGCAUGAUACGUGACAGCAUCGCGCUGCUCACGAGGCCGCCAGCCGUGCCGACCAGCAGCUCGGCCAGCACCACCAGCACAUCUUCGCAGCUGGGCCAGCCACAGCAGCGCGCCGUGCCAGAGCGCCAGCAGUCCUCCCCGGGACAGCACCAGGUGUUCAGUGCGCACCAGCCACACCGGCCAGUUGCAGCAUCUCUGCCGGCCGCCCAGGCCGCGGCAGCUGCGGCCGCUGCUGCCUCCGCGGCAGGGACUUUGUCCGACUGGCCGCCAACGACAGACAUGCUGCAGCGGGCAGCAGCCGCCACCACGCCUGCAUUUGAGCAGCAGCAGCAGCAGCAGCAGCAGCAGCAGCAGCAGCAGCAGUCGGCUCCAGCACCGCCUGCGCAUGAUCGCGAGAUCAUCCAGCAGCAGCAGCAGCUGCUCGGCUGGCUUGCAGGCAUGGUCACUGGGGCUGCUACAGCCGGCGCCAACCUGCAGCCCGCGCCCGUCUCAACCCCCUCCGCGACUGGGCCGGGCGCAGCUGGCGCUGGCGCUGCUCUGGCCGCUGCAGCCUCCAUUGCUGGGGUCGCAGGGCCUGGCGCCAUGCCGCUCCUGUCCCUGCCAGAGGCCCAGCAGCUGCUGAGCAGCUGGGCGUGGCACGGCAGUGUGUUUGAGGCGGAGCUGCUGGUAAUCUACACGGUCCUGCAGCACCGUCUGGCGGCGUGCGGCGAGUUGCUGCGCAUGUGCAGUAUGAACGACGGGAGCAAUGGUGCCGCGGCAGCAGCGCUGCAGCAAGUGUUUGGGAUGCAGCAGCUGCCAAUCCCGUCUCUGCAGCAAGCGCAGCAGCAGCAGGCGCAGCAGCAGCAGGCGCAGCAGCAGCAGCAGGCGCAGCAGCAGGCUCAGGCGGUGGCUCAACAGCAUGCACACGCGCAGCAGCAGGCGCAGCAGCAGGCGCAGUCUACUCCAGUCACGCCUCAGCACGCGCAGCAGGGUGGGCAGCAGCUGUGGUGGGGGUUCGAUAUGCAGCAGCAGCAGCAGCAGCAGCAGCAGCAGCAGCAGCAGCAGGUGCGCUAUCAGCAGCAUAUGUGGAUGCAGGCGCAGCAGCAGCUGGCUGCCGCCGCUGCCGCAGCGCAGCAGCACAUGCAGCAGCAGGCUCCAGCUCAAUCAUCUAUGGCGUUCCCGUUUUGGGGGCAGCCCCCGGUAGCAGCUGUGCAGCAGCCGCCGUGGUCUGCGCAGCUCAUGAGCUCGUGGCCGGCCUCUGGGAAUGGUCAAGGAGUGGAGCAGCCGCAGCAGAGCGAGUCGUCAGAGGGCGGGCUAACGACAAGCUCCACAGCCUACUACACGGUCGCGUCUGGCAGCCUUCUAGUCAUCAACAAAGUAGCUAUUGUCGCGCUGCCGGCUCCAACCUUCGUGCUGCUCUGCCAGCUGCUCUUUUCGGCCGGUGCCGUCUUGAUCGCCCAUUGGGUCGGCGCCGUCGCCAUAAGCAAGGCAACCGCCCGGCAGCUGCUACACUUCUUGCCGAAUAUCUUGGGGUUUGUGGGGACCAUCUACGCCAACAUCAAGGUCCUGCAGCACAGCAAUGUGGAAACCUUCAUCACCUUCCGCUGCAGCACGCCCCUGGUCCUCUCCUUCUUCGACUGGGCCCUCCUCGGCCGCAAGCUGCCGACGGCGCGAUCCUGGGCGGCGCUCGCGGCGCUGCUGCUCUCGAGCGUUGGGUACGCGUGGUUCGACAAGGGUUUUGUCGUGGACGCGUACGCGUGGCUGUUUGUGUGGUACGUCUUCUUCACGUUUGAGGGCGUCUGGGUCAAGCACAUGUGCGACACUGUCCCCAUGUCCAAUUUCGGGCGCGUGUACUACGCCAACCUCAUGAGCAGUCCGGUGCUGGCCGCUGCGCUGCUGUUCGCCGAGAAAGAGCGUGCCCUGCUGGCCGGAGUCACCUGGGGCGUCAGGGUCUCCGGCCCCCUGGCCCUGUCGUGCAUCAUGGGCGUGGCGAUGAGCCACGCGAGCUACCUGCUGCGGUCGCAUGCGGCGGCGACGACGGCGGCGGUGGUGGGCAUCGCGUGCAAGCUGCUGUCAGUGGUGCUGAACCUCGCGAUCUGGGACCGGCACGCCGGCCCUUUGCAGCUGGGGUUUCUGCUGCUGGGCAUUUUUGCAGCUGCCAUGCAGGCGCCGCUGCGGGAGGAGGCCAAGCUGCAGGCCAAGGCUUCAGGGACUGAGUCGGUGGAGAAGGGCAAGGACUGA